AAAAGUAUAAGGAAGGCAUUGAAUGCUAUAUAGGCCUAUAUCACUUGAAGGAGAUCUCAGGAGUAAUGACAACGAAAAAACAGGUCACUCAGUUUUCUUCUUUUUAAACUCGAGUUUUUGUUAAAACUUACAAGGGUACAUACUUUUAACAGUGUCUGGCUUUCUGUCUUCCUGCCUGAGAGAAAAUGGUUAUGGAGGUCGAAGUAGUUUCCGAAGAAUUUAUCAAGCCCGCUUCUCCGACACCCCAUCAUCUUAGAACUCACAGGAUUUCCUUCUUGGAUCAGUUCAUUCCUCUAAUUUAUGUUCCUAUGGUCUUCUUUUAUAUGAACCAAGAAACGAGCAUUCCCUUAACUGAUAUUAUUGCCUUCAACUCCAAAAGGUCACAACUGCUAAAGCAGUCUCUGUCAGAAACCUUAACUCUCUUCUAUCCGUUCGCUGGAAGGAUCAAAGACUGUCUUUCCAUUGAUUGUAACGAUGAGGGAGCUUACUAUGUUGAGGCUCGAGUUGAUUGGUCUCUUAAUGAAUUUCUCAGGCACCCUGAUUCGUCUUUUAUCCCUGAACUCCUUCCAGCUGAGGCUAGUUGGACUGCAACGAGCGCAGGAGGUUAUGUAGCCAUGAUACAAGUUACCAACUUUGCCUGCGGUGGCAUUGUUAUUGGCACAUUUCUCUCGCACAUGAUCGCCGAUGGACCUGCGGCUACAACCUUUCUCAGAUGUUGGGCUGCAGUGACUCGCAAGUCUGGUGAAGAAGCUGCAUAUCCCAAUUUCGAUGCCUCUUUUGUCUUUCCACAGAGCGAGGCAUACCCCAAGGAGGCAACCAUUCUAGCUCUGUUUACCCCAUUUCUCAAAACAGGAAUAUGUUGGUCGAGGAGAAUUGUUUUUGACGCCUCGGCAAUAGCUUCUCUGAAGGCCAAAACAGCUAGUUCAAGUGUACCAGAUCCAACACGAGUCGAGGCCGUGUCAGCCCUCCUCUGCAAGUGUCUCAUGGCUACUUUCAAAGCAAAAUCCGAUUUCCAGAAGCCAACUGUUAUAAACCAUGCUGUGAACCUUCGUCGAAGGGCAGUGCCGCCAGUCCCAAAGAAUUCGAUGGGAAAUUUCCUGUGCAUGGCGACUGCACUGGUGAUGGGUGAAGAAACAGAGUUGGAUGACUUGGUUUGCCAUCUAAGGAAAGAGAUAAGAAAAGCUGAUGGUGAUUUCGUUAAGAGCCUACAAGGAGAGGGAGGAUUGCUUAAAUUUUGCGAGCACAUAGAGGAGAUGAUGGGUAAGGCAUCGUAUGGUGCAGCUGGUGAGACUGAUUUUAUUGGGUUUACUAGUUGGUGCAACUUUGGUCUUUAUGAGAUAGAUUUUGGCUGGGGAAAGCCUGCGUGGGUUACUUGCACUGCUUCCAACAAAUCAGAGACUGUGUUCUCGAAUACGGUUGUUUUCAUGGAUACAAGAUUAGGAGAUGGGAUUGAAGCGUGGGUGUUCUUGGAUGAGCAGGACAUGGCCAAGCUAGAGCAGAACGAGGAGCUCCUUGCAUUUGGCUCCUUGGAGGCAAGUCCAUCCGACGUGGGUUACUCUGCUUGAAAUGAUGUACUAAAUAACCACCC
Theobroma cacao (cacao) is the source of this 1588-nucleotide messenger RNA. RefSeq names its product limonoid 7-O-acetyltransferse-like. The record is from RefSeq and is a predicted model, not a curated record. Lineage: Eukaryota; Viridiplantae; Streptophyta; Magnoliopsida; Malvales; Malvaceae.